AUAGACCAAACGAGCUGGGAGAGAGAAAUAGCAUACAAAACUUGACACAUCCUUUUUAGUUUCUUCAAACGUGCAAGUACAACCUGGAGUGCGCAGAAAAAGGCUGAAUUAUAGCACCAUUUGACGCGUUGGACACUGAAGAAAACCAGACGCAUGCCGUUGCUAUAAAUAACAGUACAUAAGACCGUGUGCAAUGGCUCCGUCGCUCUCGCAGGCCUACAUGAGGCGCUGGUGGAUGGCUGUCACAUCAAUCAUAGAAAACCUGCUCUUCUCUGCUGUAUUGUUGGGUUGGGGCUCCCUUCUUAUCAUGCUGAAGAAUGAGGGCUUCUACUCGCACAUGUGUACAGAGAAUGUCACAGAGACUGACACUAAUGUGAAUGUAACGGAACAGACGGUUUGGCUGAGCUGUGUUGAGCAGGAGGAGAUUCUGAAUCUGGGCUUUACGAUUGGCUCGUUCAUCAUCAGCGCAGCCACUCUGCCACUAGGUGUCCUGAUGGACAAGUUUGGUCCACGUCCAAUCAGAUUGUUUGGCAGUUCAUGCUUUGCAUUCUCCAUGGUUUUGAUUGCAGUAGCAUCUUAUGAUCCAAAAGUGUUAUCAGCUCUCAUAUUUAUUGCUGUGUCCAUGAAUGGGUUCGGAGGAAUCUGUCUAACCUUCACUUCACUAACAUUGCCAAAUAUGUUUGGAAAUGUGCGGUCUACGAUUCUUUCACUUAUGAUUGGCUCAUACGCCUCCUCGGCUGUCACUUUUCCGGGAGUCAAGCUGAUCUACGAUGUGGGUGUCUCAUUUUCUGUUAUAUUCUGGGUUUGGGCAGGGUUUGCCUGCCUCGUCUUCCUCAACUGCAUUAUUAAUUGGCCAGGAGAAUCUUUUCCUGGUCCUGAGGACAUCAGAUACAAUACAAUGGUGAAGUUGAGAGGUGAAGCAGUGGACCACAAGAUGACUGAAGAACGUUCAUUCACUCAGGACACUCAUAAAGAGCAAGAGGGGACCAAAAAACAACCUUCCACUGAUGAAGCAACCAGUGACAGAACAGUUGCACAGAGCCUGGGAUCCCCUCCCUUUUACCGUUCUGUGUGCUCACCUAUUUUCCUGUGGAGCAUCAUCACCAUGGCGAUGACCCAGCUCCGUGUCAUUUUUUUCAUGGGUGCCAUGAAUAAGAUGUUGGAGUUUCUGGUUACCCAUGGUGACUCUCAACCCUCAGAGGAGUUAGUGAAGGAGGCAGAUGAGAAAGUGAGUAUCUACUCGUCCAUCUUUGGCACUCUUCAGCUGCUCUGCCUGGUCUCCUGUCCUCUGAUUGGCUACAUCAUGGACUGGAGAAUGAAGGAGUGUGAGGCCGUGGUGACUUCAGCAGAGGGAGAAAAAAGUCCUCCUGGGCCUCCAAAGAGAGACGCGAAGAUCCAGAAACUCACCAACGCCAUCAGAGCUUUCAUCCUUACUAACACUCUGCUAGUCAUCUUCGGCAUCAUCUCCCUUAUAGACAAUCUACCCAUACAGGUGGUGUCUUUUGUUCUUCACACUGCAGUUCGAGGAUUUAUUCAUUCCUGCUGUGGUGGGCUCUACGCUGCUGUCUACCCAACUAAUCACUUUGGCACUCUGACGGGCUUGCAGUCUAUGAUCAGUGCUGUGUUUGCCCUCCUACAACAACCACUCUUCAUGUGGAUGUUGGGACCGUUGAAGGGUGAUCCUUACUGGAUCAACUUGGGCCUGCUUGUGUUCUCAUUGGUUGGAUACCUGCUGCCAGGAUACCUCUUCUACCACAGGAGACAAAUUACAAAGGAGAAUACAGCACGUGAUAGUCUUUCAGUGAGCCAUUCAGCACAAGAAAGCAACAGCCUAAACCAAACAAAUGAUUCUGCAAAAUAUCAAACGAACGGGAACGUGGAAACAUUUAGUAUUGAGAUGAAUGUGAAUUAUAAACCUGAUUUUUGAGUAAUGGUAUCAUGGCACUUCAGAAACUGGGCUUCAUGUUCAGUCACUGUAAAGACUUGACAAAUAUAAAAGUGUUAGAAUGCAAGCAAAUGUGCAAUUUAAAGCAUCAGUCAAGGCUUUGACUGCGUGACUGGGCAGGAUGUAUUUUCAAGGCUUUUAUUAUCAAUCAGAAAAUCAUUAUGCCAUGACCUUCAAUAUAUAGUUUGCUGUUUUCUUCAUUGUUAUUGCAUUGACAAUUUGAAAUAUCCAUUAAAAUGGUAGUUAAAUGUUAUAUCUUAUUAUUAAGUUAAUAUUAUUAUAUCUAAACUUCCUCCCGUGAAGCACCUCCUGCCUCGUCACUUAUGUUAAAAACAGUAUGAAAUCAAAAUUUGCUUUAUUUACUUUCUUAGGAAAAUCAAGUGUUGUUGUGCACAAUUUAUCAGUGCACAUUAUACCAAAGACAAUCAUUUUGUGUUCAUAAUCUUUUAUCAAAUCUUGAUCUAACUUGCUGAGAUACUAAGGGGAACCUGACCUUCAGUCUCCAUGUCUCGAUCAAAAAGCCUCUAUGGCAGAAGUUUUGGGAGAGUAGCUCAGAAUUAACUGUGAAUUCUUAUUCUACCAUGUUAUGAUCUUCAUUGUGUAUGUGCAGGACACAGACACAUUCAAAUUCAUAUUAGUAUGCAUAGUCAAAAGUUUAAACCAUUAAUGGAAUGUAGAGAAUGUAACGUUUUUCUGUACGGGUAAACCCAAUCUCCCUUCAAGACUCGGGUAAAUGAGGCAGGGCUUCAUGAAAAGCUCACUUUACCUUGACAUGGAUCAUUUUAAUUUUAAAACAUUGGUCGAUUUUUUUUGUUGUCAUCCCUCUCUCACAAAAGUUGAUGGAAAUGCAGCUUUAUAUUACAAAAGGUAUUGCAGAGGCCAGUUUUGCACUAUAUUCUUUUUCAAAAGUGCUGUUCUGUAUGUUACAGGACUGUAAUCAUGCUAUCAGUUUCAAGGACUCUACUGAUUUUUCAACAUAAUGGUGCUUGUACUGUGCUCAUGUCUUUAAAUAUGCCUGAAAGAAAAAAAUUAAAUAUAUUCAAAAAUUUUCUCACAAAUCAGCCCAUUUCUUAGCUGAUUAUUUAUUUGUAAAAAAAGAUUCCAAAAUAAGUUGAAUGAAAAAUACUCCAUUCAUCAUACUCAUAAAUAGACACAGAGGCACUUAGACACUUACAAAUACAACAGAUGUGAUGUUUACCAGGUGUUCUGGUACAUUACAUAAUAAUAUACUCUCACACAUCUGACUCACUGUAACAUUAAAUCUGUGACAUCCCAGAAAAGGCCCAAUU
Messenger RNA from Sinocyclocheilus grahami, 3234 nucleotides. Its product is annotated as large neutral amino acids transporter small subunit 3-like. The record is from RefSeq and is a predicted model, not a curated record. Gene Ontology annotation, molecular function: L-amino acid transmembrane transporter activity; neutral L-amino acid transmembrane transporter activity. Gene Ontology annotation, biological process: neutral amino acid transport; transmembrane transport. The transcript is spliced from 15 exons. Bases 194 to 1927 code for a protein of 577 amino acids. Lineage: Eukaryota; Metazoa; Chordata; Actinopteri; Cypriniformes; Cyprinidae.